Anguilla anguilla (European eel) is the source of this 4773-nucleotide messenger RNA. RefSeq names its product glypican-3-like. Gene Ontology annotation, cellular component: cell surface; extracellular region; plasma membrane. The transcript has 8 exons. NCBI's taxonomy places the organism in Eukaryota, Metazoa, Chordata, Actinopteri, Anguilliformes, Anguillidae. The record is from RefSeq and is a predicted model, not a curated record. Gene Ontology annotation, biological process: regulation of protein localization to membrane; cell migration; positive regulation of canonical Wnt signaling pathway. The coding region runs from base 1514 to 3289 and encodes 591 amino acids.
UUUAUGAAGUAAUGCAACGACUAAAUCCGUUUGUGAAACUUAGAUGUGAAAUCACCAGGUGGCAGUAUAUGGCCUUCGUACCAGUAGUUCUGUUGCUGUAGAUACCAAUGUGACUGAAGGAUUUAAACGAGCCUAAUCGGAAUCUGCGUGAAACCCCGCACUUAAGUGAUCCGAGGUUGUGUCUUAUACUUAGUCUGCUUUUUUGGAAAAUCUGCUAUAGUCUCUACUGUCCACUAUCCCAUGCUUGUGUGGUAGGAUACCUCCGUCGAAUUAGCAUACUGUAGGACAAUAGAACUAUCUACACGAUAAAGGUUAACUUAAUAGCUAUGAAAUUAAACAAACCGAAGGCUGGUGCUAGAACACACAUGAAGGCAUACGUAUGCAUAACUCGGAAUCAUCAGACAGGUGAGUUUGUAGUCAGUACGAAAAUUAUCAAUAGUUAGUUAAUUCUCGUAAUUUUACUGAAACUAACCUAUAGUUACGGUCCAAAAUGAAACCAUUAUGUGACGCCUAUUGCUUAACCGUGCACGAGGCAUUGGUUUGAAAUCGCAAAACAUUUACAAAACUGAUUAUAAGGCCUAUCAAAGCUAUAUAAAGCCAUACAUGGAUUAUGAAGUAUAUCUUAUGUAGGCUAUACGAGUGACUGCCCUCCGUUUCAAUGACUGACUUCUGAAUGUUCAGCCUACGACUUGUCUGUGAAAAAUAGAUCUGUUAAAACGGUUAUGAACUUAAACAGGAACUGGCCAGUGAAACCAAGAACAACGGGAACGCAUCUCUUGAACUAACUUCUUGAAUUCCACAGCUGAAUGUUUAAAUUAUAUUAUAUUUAUAUUAUUAGUUUUGUACAUGUGAUGCUUGCAUUUGAUUUUUUGCAUUAGGCUCCCAAUAAUGUCCACAUAUGCAAUCAAUAUUUUAAAUCCUCAUAAACAUGUAUAGUUCACGAAUGCGAUUUAUUUCUAAUGUGUAAAAAUGUGGACUACGUGAAAAACACUGAGUAUGAAUACCGCUCUAUGGGGUAUAUAAAUGAGCGCGCAACGGAGACUGGUGACGCACACAGUCCGUCCUGUGAAUUCCGAACUCCUAUCUCUCCGCGCACAGAGUAGGUUGUGAGCAGGGCAGAGGAAGCAGGUACCAACUCAGAAAACUCAUCCCCGAAGACCGCAGUGGCUUCACUUGACAUAACAUCAGAAGCUACCCCGAAUCAAAAUCAUUCGUUUUCACAGAAAAUUCGGAGCACCCUUGUGUAUAUUGAAUCCGAAGCGGUUACUGCGUUGUUUCUUUCUGCCAAGAAGUUGUGAAUUGCGCUGUUUGUUGAAGUGUUAUGUUUGUCUAUGGAAUCGGAUUUCACAAAACGGACACUAAUAUCGACGGUGAUGCCGACUGAAAAUUAUUCUAAUCGCCUGUUCAGUUAGACUCCUGCAUUCCGCGGUUUAAUAAGCAUCUGCUGGGCUGAAAUUCAAGCAGUAGUUCAAAGUGUUGAGAAACCCACUUUGGCGGUUUAGUGGGUUGUGCCAUGGCAGGUGCGCUGCUGCUUUGCGCCCUUUUCUUGCCUUUCCCGCAGACUAGCGGCCAGGACAGCUGUCACGAGGUGCGGUCGUCCUUCCAGCUUCUGCACCCCGGCGUCAAGUGGGCUCCCGAGAGUCCUGUGUCAGGUGUAGACCUGCAGGUGUGUCAGCCCAAAGGCCUGACCUGCUGCUCGCGGAAGAUGGAGGAGCGAUACCAGGUAGUGGCUCGGCAGAACAUGGAGUCCAGUCUCCAGGCCUCCAGUGCCCGGCUCAAACUUCUCAUCAUUCAGAAUGCAGCGCUCUUCCAAGAGGCCUUCGAGAUGGUACUGCGUCACGGGCGGAACGCCACCCUCCAGAUGCUGCGGGACGAUUUCUCUCCCCUGAGGGGCGGGGCCAACGGGGCGGUGGGCCAGCUCUUCCUGGACGUCUCGCUCUACAUACUGGGCUCGGACUCCCGGGUGGACAACAUCGUGGCCUCCUUCUUCGACCGGCUCUUCCCGCUGGCUUACCGCCGGCUCCUCGGCGGCGGCGGCGGCGGCGGCGGCGGGGGGGCGGGGUCGGCGGUCUCGGAGGACUGCCUGCGCGGGGCCUGGAGGGACGCGGGGGCCUUCGGCCCGUACCCCAAGAUGAUGAUGACGCGGCUGUCGCGCUCGCUGCUGGCCACGCGCGUCUUCCUGCAGGCGCUCAACCUGGGCAUCGAGGUGGUGAACACCACGGACCACCUGCGGCCCGGGCGCGACUGCGGCCGCGCCCUCCUGCGGCUCUGGCACUGCCCGCGCUGCCUGGGCCUGCUGGCCGCCCGGCCCUGCCGCGGCUUCUGCCUGUCCGUCAUGCGGGGGUGCCUCGGGGGGGCCAGCGAGGUGCAGCCCCACUGGCGGGGGUACGUGGAGGGGCUGGGGACGCUGGCGGGGGCCAUGCGGGGGGAGCAGGACGUGGAGGCGGUGGUGAUGCGCCUGCACGCGCUCGUGCGAUUGGCUCUCCACCACGCCCUCACCACCCGGAACCGCCUGAAGGCUGUGGUGAGCAACACGUGCUCUUACUCUCCUCCUAAGCGCGUCUCUCGUUCUGCCACUGUUCGUCUGAACCUCGCCCCCCCAGCCGCUGAGCCCCGCCCAGCCUUGCAGCCUGUGCCCUUUGACCCGGAAGAGACUCUGGCUGGUCGGCGCAGGGAGUUUAUUGCCAGCCUGAAGGGCUUCAGCACUUUCUACAGUGGCCUUGGGGAGGCGCUGUGCAACCAAGAAUCAGCCGUGCUCAACGACUCCCUCUGCUGGAAUGGACAGGAAGUGACAGACAGGUUCCUAGGUACUGGACCAAAGCGGAACCAGCCACACGGUCCAGAGUCCAAACACAAGGCACCUGAGCCUGUCAUCAGCCAGAUCAUCGACAAACUGAAGCACAUCAACCAGCUCCUGCGCAUGGUGACCGCUCCGGAGAGGCGGUGGCGGGCGCGGCCAGGAGGGCGCGCUGUGGAGCGCGGCGGCGCCGAGGCGGGGGAGGGCCUGGAGAGCGGGGACUGCGACGACGAGGACGAGUGCGGCGGGGUCUCGGGCCUGGGCCCCCCGCCGCACCACAAACGCCUGCGCAUAUUCGCAGACCUGGCUGGCGGCUUGGCCCUGGACGACCUCACCUUCAAUGAGCAGCAGAAGACACCGAGGCUGGACACAGACUUGGAGGGAGGGGAAUCAGCGACGGGGGCCGCCAGGGGCCUGUGGGGCCCAAGCAGAGCUCUCCCAGGGGCCACCUUCCUCCUCAUCCUCAUCGUCACUGUGCUUGGCCCUCAUUGACAUCCCAGCUGAAUUCACACCUUCCUUACUGUUUUAGUCUCUCUCUGAAAUCUUUACACAAUUUCAAAUUUAAGAGUGCCACAAAUAGACAACAAGUGUCUUGAAGUGUGGCCUGAGAACAGUUUGCAAAUUGCCUCGUGACUUUUAUGAAUUCACUGGAAUGACCCCGGAGGACUGGAGGACUACCUGCUGUUUUAAUGCUGUCUCUAGUUCUACCACUCCCCUCAAUUGCUUAUUCUGGAUCAGAGACUUAGAAAUCACUCACCCGGGUCCAGCCCAACCCCAUCUUGUAAAUACACCACUUCCCUGACCCCCCUCUUACCACAGCCAGUCUAAGUGCUAUCAGAUUUGCCAUUGUGGUCUUUUUUUCGCAGAAGUCUCAACCUUUGUAUAGCAACAGCACUGUAAAAACAGGGAUUGCUCUUGGUUGACCUCUAAUUUAACCCUUUUUUACUGCUGAGCAAGUGAUCGUGAAUAUGCUGUGGUUCUCCACGUUCACACAGUGGAACUCUUGCUUGUCUCUCAUCUAAUCUAUUUCCAGUGAUACUUUUCCCCAAGACUCACAAUGUGGAGCCAAGCAUAGCAAUAGCCUGGAAUAAUGUCUGAGUGUGAAAUGUAGUAAUGUUUUUUCUAAAUGUUUGCUUUGGUUUUCUUGAACUAGAUUUCUAAGAUGAAUAUUGUGCGAUAAGUCGUUUCCAUCCUGUGGUUUAGGUUGGAAACAGUAUUAAGAUUACAUUACGUUAUUAUCAGCAUUUACUGCUCAUAGUAAUGGUCAAGUCAAAUGUUUCCAGCCUGAGCAGAACUUUGUAUUAAAUGGUUGGAAUCUUUGGAAGAAAAACACAAAGUACAUUACCUACCCUGUGAUAUUCCAUGACUCGACAGUCUGAAACAGCCAAUGAGAGGCAUAUGCGUGAGGUGAGAACUGGCAAGCUCCUUUUUUGUUCCUGUUGUUAAACACAACCCUUCCUGCCAGUUUCACUCAGUUUUUUUAGAAUGAGAAGAAUUUCAAAGGGGGAGCAAGUGGUACUGCCAAAAAACAAAGAUACUUUAUUACCCAAAAUUUGGAUUGUAAUAAUUAAUACAGUGUUGAUAAACUUGGUGUCAGAAACAUUUUGUUCUGCUAAUUGAUCAGAGUCUGUCUGCAAACUGACAGGCAGAAUGUGCUAUACUUUAUUCUUAGGCAGAAAAUGGCACCCAAGUCAUUUAAAAUGAAUGAAUGAAUGUAUUUCCCUGAUGAAAGGUGUAAGGUAAUGGUUUUUCUCAAUUUCUUAGUCACUUGCAGGAAAAGUUGGGGUGAAAUAAAUUUCCUGAUUGGUUGUAACACCAUAGUUAACAAGACAGCUAAUUCCAUCAACAAGGAACUGUCUGCCUUUUACCUUGUUACCUACGAAAGUGUACACAGAUCACAUAUAAAUACUCUUUUUUGUAACAGUGAAGAUCUCUGAGUGAUAAUGUUCCCUAAAAUAAAUCACACUGAUUUUUGA